This is a messenger RNA of Drosophila melanogaster (fruit fly), 1484 nucleotides long. It is a transcript of the gene Sws1, whose product is annotated as SWIM domain containing Srs2 interacting protein 1. The coding region runs from base 72 to 611 and encodes 179 amino acids. The transcript is spliced from 3 exons. The record is from RefSeq and is marked reviewed. NCBI's taxonomy places the organism in Eukaryota, Metazoa, Arthropoda, Insecta, Diptera, Drosophilidae.
CCUGACGACUUUUUGGCGGUAUUGUUUAUAAACAAAAUUCACUUAAGAAACUGGAUUUAAUAAUGUCCUGAAUGGCGUCCGAGUCAGAAAACACUACAUCCUAUUUUGUUCCGCAUCUGGUUGAUCAAGUCUUCGAAUUAUAUCGGAGUAAAGCAGAGUCCAACAGCCUUACAAAAGAGGAACGCGGACAGUUCUUUUACGAUCUAUCCAUUUUAUUGGGCCAAGAACUGGUCCUGCGAUCGCUACACCUCUUGGACGACCACAACUUCUCCUUCUUCCACGCCAAGAACAAUCGAUCCGUGUGCGUGGUAGAAAUUUCCAAGGGAACCGAGUACUUCCGCUUGAUUCCGGGCGUAAGUUUCUGCAAGUGUGAGUUCUUCCAGUGCCACGUGCUGCAGUUGCCGCGAGGCAUCCUCUACCAGGACCUUCCCAGUGGCGAACCGGGCAUUUUAGAGGAUUGGAGCGAGGAGAGCCGGGUGUCCUACACCUGCCAGCACAUCCUGGCAUUGCGGCUCCAUCAAUUUCUGAAGCACACGGGCGGGAAAACCACCGAGAAGAUCCUUAAGAAAGAGGAUAUCAAGGAGCUGCGGACGGACGUCUUUCGGGACUAGGAUGACUGAUGUGGAGCCAUCGCCCUACGGCGACUGCAAAUUCGUCGCUCGAGUGGAGCACAUCAAGACCUUCAUCCAGGCCAUCAAGUCAAUCUGCUUUAAUGAUUAUGGGAUGGUGCAAGUCUCCGAAGAUGGUCUGCGCAUCACCGUGGAGCAGGGCAAGUCCAUCCAGGCAACGCUUUUCAUGCCGCCGGGUGCCUUCAUGGAGUUCCGUGUGCAGGACUUCCAGUGCUUCGGUGUGAAAAUGAAUGUGCUGUCCGAGUGUCUCAGUCUCUUCGGAUCCGCCGAUUGCAGCCUGCGAAUGAUGUACAGGGAUAAGGGCGAUCCCCUGAAGAUAAUUCUGUAUCCGCACGACGACGAUGAUGUGAGCACGGAGUGCGCCAUCAAAACCAUGGACUGCGAUGAGCCCAUUGACUACGAUCAGAAUCUGAAGGAUCCGGAUCUUAAUGUUAUUUUCGUACGCGGACCGAACCUAUCGAAGGUGUUCAAUGAGCUGGAGAAGUCCGCGGAGGAGUUCGAGUUCGUGACAUCGCCGAACCGCCCGCACUUUAAGAUCACCACAGUGGGGAUCAUGCAGGCGGUGUUCAGCGUCGAAGUGGCAAAGACGAGUCCCAUGAUGAUGAUGUUUAACUGCAAACAGACGGUGGUGGCUCGCUACAAGAGCCAGCAGAUCCGCAUGACCAACAAGGCGAUGCAGUCGGCCACCAAGGUGGCCAUUAAAACGAACUCCGUUGGCCUCCUAGAACUGCAUCUGGUAAUGCAGGGCGAUAGCCAGGAGGAGAUAUUCAUUCAGUUCUUCAUAAUUCCUUUGCUCAACACUGAUUAAACCGAAACUACUAGGUAGCUAAUAAAAUAGAACUUUAAAAUAUUGCU